AUGAUGCAAUCAAGACUUUCAGCCGUCUUGUUUUUCUUGCUGGGUUUGUCAUUUUGCCUGACAAUCCCUAUUCCCCUUGAAGAUAGCCAUGAAUUCACAGAGAAAGACCUUCAGUUUGCAGAGCGCUAUCUCAGGACUCACUAUGAUCUCCGUCCAAAUCCUGCUGGCAUGAUGAGGAAGACUGCCAACACAGUGGCAUCUAAACUUCGAGAAAUGCAAGCUUUUUUUGGCUUGGAGGUGACAGGAAAAUUAGAUGAAGAAACAUAUGAGCUGAUGCAGAAACCAAGAUGUGGUGUCCCAGACGUGGGGGAAUAUAACUUUUUUCCUAGAAAACUCAAAUGGUCAAAAACUAAUUUGACAUACAGAAUUAUAAAUUACACUGCAGAUCUGAGACGUGCUGAAGUAGACAGAGCUUUCAAAAAAGCAUUCAAAGUUUGGUCUGAUGUGACACCACUGAACUUCACACGAAUACGAAGUGGUACAGCUGAUAUCAUGAUCUCCUUUGGCACUAAAGAACAUGGUGACUUUUACCCCUUCGAUGGACCCUCUGGAUUACUGGCUCAUGCUUUUCCCCCGGGGCCAGACUAUGGAGGAGAUGCCCAUUUUGAUGAUGAUGAAGCUUGGUCAGAUGAUUCUAGAGGGUAUAACUUGUUUCUUGUUGCUGCCCAUGAAUUUGGUCAUUCACUGGGACUUGAACAUUCUAGAGACCCUGGAGCUCUGAUGUUUCCAAUUUACACAUAUACUGGAAAAACUGGUUUUGUGCUUCCUGAUGAUGAUGUGCAAGGCAUCCAGGAGCUCUAUGGUGCUGGAGACAAAGAUCCCAACCCAAAACAUCCCAAAACACCAGAGAAAUGUGAUGUAGAAUUAUCACUUGAUGCAAUAACAGAACUUCGUGGAGAAAUGCUGGUCUUCAAGGACAGGUUUUUCUGGCGACUGCACCCUCAGAUGGUUGAGGCAGAACUGGUGUUGCUUAAGUCCUUUUGGCCAGAGCUUCCAAAUAAAAUAGAUGCAGCUUAUGAAAACCCUAUCAAAGACCUUGUGUUCAUGUUUAAGGGAAAGAAAGUAUGGGCUUUGAAUGGCUAUGACAUAGUUGAAGACUUUCCUAAAAAGAUAUAUGAAAUGGGAUUCCCAAAAGAAAUGAGAAGAAUAGAUGCUGCUGUCCAUAUUAAAGACACUGGCAAGACUCUCUUUUUUACCGGAAAUAAGUACUGGAGUUAUGAUGAAGAGUCGGAGGUUAUGGAAGCAGGCUACCCCAGGCUGAUAGAAGAAGAAUUUGCAGGAAUUGGUGAUAGAGUGGAUGCAGUCUAUGAAAGAAAUGGUUAUCUCUACUUCUUCAACGGACCGCUGCAGUUUGAAUACAGCAUCUGGAGCAAAAGAAUUAUCCGUGUCAUGCAUACUAACUCCAUAUUUUGGUGCUAAUUACAUCAGAGUGCCAUACUACAGGCUGCAGAGCAGCUUGUAAUACACAGAAGUAAUUAUAUGGGCAUCUAGAUUUAUUAGAGGACAGCAAGGUUCUGUGAACAGGCACUGGUUACCUACCACUAGAUGUAUACUGUAUAUAUGGAACUGUAUAGCUGCAUGUCAGUCUGGGACUGAAUUAACUUAAUAGGAAAGAAUAAAAGAAAUUAUUAUCAUUUCAAGAGGCAUUACACCAUUUAAAGAUAGUCUAAUGUUAAAGUAAGAUGCUGGAUACAUCCUACCUGAUCAUGAGCACUAUUAAUUCCCAGUAAUCU
Molecule: messenger RNA, 1733 nt
Organism: Merops nubicus (carmine bee-eater)
Lineage: Eukaryota; Metazoa; Chordata; Aves; Coraciiformes; Meropidae
Gene: MMP13
Product: matrix metallopeptidase 13 (collagenase 3)
Exons: 10
Coding region: 1-1419 (472 amino acids)
Biological process (GO): proteolysis; collagen catabolic process; extracellular matrix organization
Cellular component (GO): extracellular matrix
Molecular function (GO): zinc ion binding; metalloendopeptidase activity
Source: RefSeq, a predicted model, not a curated record